AUGAAAUCCGUAUCACCCACCUCACUCACCUCCCACUCCGUCAGCCCCGGGCGGGCAAAGCACCUCGAACGAAACCGCAUCGCCGCCAACAAAUGCCGCGAAAGAAAGAAGAGAGAACACAAACAAAUCGAGCGGCGUCUGACCGACGAAACCGAGAAGAAAGAUAUACUCCUAGCACAGUUGAACUGUCUACGAGAAGAAGUCUGGGAUUUGAAAAACCUCAUCUUCCAACAUGCCGAGUGCCAAGACCACCGAAUCGACCACCAGCUCGCCAGAAUGACCCAGACCGUCCUCCAAGGUCCUUCCAACCCGGAUACGAAUAAUUCUAGCCUGCCCGACAGCUCAUCGCCCUCAUUUUCGACUGGGACGUGGUCCGAUGGGUCGGUCGCAGAUGAUACCAACCCCGUCGGACCGGGCGCAUACAAUAACAAUAACGACUGGACGGCGUUGCCUACAAUCGCGAACGAUUUUGCACCUUCUGAGCCGAAUGGUUCCAACGAUUCGAUUUUUGCAAACUUCAUCGAGGCAGACAAUGGCCCAUUAUUUACUUCCAUAUUAUCUCCGAUGAUGCCCACGGCCUUACCUACGCCACCCUACGGGGAGCAAAUGGCAACUUUCUCGCAGAAAUCAGUAAUGGGCACAGUAUUUGAGACAACUGAACGUUAUACAGAAUGGAAGCCCCUUGGGCUUGGAGUAUCUGGGCUUGUCUGCUCUGCAAGAGAUCAGCUUGCUCAUCGGACCGUCGCCGUGAAGAAACUCGCGGAACCUUUCAAAACACCGGCUAUUGCAAGACACAUGUUUCGAGAAAUGAAAUUGUUGAGACAGUUGCGACAUGAAAAUAUUAUCAACCUGACCGACAUCUUCAUUUCUCCCUCGGAAGACAUAUACAUUGUGACCGAACUUAUGGCAACCGAUCUUAAUACAAUUUUGAAGGCAAAAAGGGUCGAAGACCAAUUCGCCCAAUACUUCAUGUAUCAAAUAAUGCGUGGCCUAAAAUAUCUCCACUCAGCCGGUGUCGUCCAUCGAGAUCUAAAGCCAAGUAAUAUCCUGAUCAACGAGAACUGCGACCUGAAAAUAUGUGACUUUGGCCUGGCCCGGAUCCAAGAAGCCCACAUGACCGGCUAUGUCUCGACGAGGUACUAUCGUGCACCAGAGAUCAUGCUCACAUGGCGAAAGUAUAACGAAAAAGUUGACAUAUGGAGCGCCGGAUGCAUCUUCGCUGAAUUACUUCUGGGCAAGCCGUUGUUCCCCGGAAAGGACCAUAUCAACCAGUUUUGUGUUAUCACCGAUCUACUUGGUAGCCCCCCUGAAGCAGUCAUCAAUAAUAUCACAAGUGAAAAUACAUUGAACUUCAUCAACUCACUCCCAAAGCGAGACCGCACGCCAAUAUCACAGCUCAUCCCCAAGGCUAACGCAGACGCCACGGCAUUGAUCGACAGAAUGCUUCAAUUCGACCCUCAAGUACGAAUCUCCGCAACAGAAGCCCUCACAUCCCCAUAUCUCGCACCAUACCACGAUCCCAACGACGAGCCAGUAGCAGCAGAAACAUUCGAUUGGGCUUUCCUUGAAGCAGAUCUCCCAGCCGAUAUCUGGAAGACCAUCAUGUCAGUCCUAACAGUACAUGUCGAUGCAUCUCCGGACAUUCUGCUGACUAUUUCUAGGUAUGGCGAGGUGCUGGCAUUCCACGCAGAAAUGAACCAAACUGGCCAGAGCGGGCCGAUGAAAUCAAUACGCCAGGUGGAUGGAAUGGAUAUUGGUUGA
Penicillium egyptiacum is the source of this 1761-nucleotide messenger RNA. NCBI's taxonomy places the organism in Eukaryota, Fungi, Ascomycota, Eurotiomycetes, Eurotiales, Aspergillaceae. The record is from the annotation of a GenBank genome assembly.